AUGAGGAAUGAAUUCUAUUCAUUGGCUUUCUUCAGAGCUGCUACAGCAGAAUUCUUGGCCACCAUGAUCUUUGUGCUACUUGGAGUGGGCUCCGCCUUGAACUGGCCCUCUGCCCUCCCAGGCACCCUGCAGAUUUCACUGGCCUUUGGUUUGGUCAUAGCCACCCUUGUCCAAUCGCUGGGCCACAUCAGCGGGGCACACAUCAACCCGGCAGUGACGGUGGCGCUCCUUGUUGCACAGAAGAUUUCAGUGCUAAGAGCUGUGGCCUACAUCAUAGCUCAGAUUGUAGGGGCAAUAGCUGGCGCGGGGGUGAUUCACCAGUUGACCCCACCAGAGAUCCGUGGAGGACUGGCUGUUAAUGCGCUGCAGAACAACACAUCAGCUGGGGUGGCGGUGGCAGUGGAGCUAAUUCUGACCUUCCUCCUGGUCCUCUGCGUCUUUGCCUCGACUGACAGCCGCCGAACUGAUAAAGUGGGCUCUCCAGCACUAUCUAUCGGUCUGUCAGUCACAGCUGGCCAUUUAUUAGGGAUCUAUUUCACUGGCUGCUCCAUGAAUCCGGCACGGUCUUUUGGUCCAGCUGUCAUCAUGAGAAACUUUCAGCAUCACUGGGUGUUCUGGGUGGGACCUUUGGCAGGAGGCAUCUUGGCUUCUCUGAUCUACAAUGUCAUCCUUUUUCCUGAUACCAGAAGCCUUGCUGAGAGGAUUUGUGUCCUAAAAGGGACCUACAAUCGUAAAGCUGAGCAUGAGGAGAGGAAGGACCGGAGAUGCUCAAUAGAACUGGUGCACAAGUUCUAAUGGCCAUGAAGUGGACAAAGAGGGGCUUGUUGCAUGGCAACACCCUCCAAAAGAAAAACCAUACUCCCAUCAUCCCAGUUCC
Anolis sagrei ordinatus is the source of this 877-nucleotide messenger RNA. Its product is annotated as aquaporin-5-like. Gene Ontology annotation, biological process: transmembrane transport; carbon dioxide transport; water transport. NCBI's taxonomy places the organism in Eukaryota, Metazoa, Chordata, Lepidosauria, Squamata, Anolidae. Gene Ontology annotation, molecular function: water channel activity. Gene Ontology annotation, cellular component: apical plasma membrane; plasma membrane. The record is from RefSeq and is a predicted model, not a curated record.